ACCAAGACGGGUACGACCGUAACGAGUGCGACCAAGACGGGUACGACCCCAACGGGUACGGGCCAAGGGACUGGGCGCAUGAAGAUAGUACGUGCGGACACAAACCCUCUGAACGGUGGUGAUCGACUCCCACUCAUUACAUACGUAAAACCUGGAUCAUCAUAUAGCUUCGAUGCAACCAACGUUAAGUACUCGAAAGCAAACGAGCAAAUUCACCUAAAUGUAACGAUGUGCAAUGGUAAUGAGGCAGAUGCAGUAACUGUGAAUAGGUCGAAUACCGAUACGUAUGAAGUAUCUGCAGAAACAAUAGAGCGGAUGAUGAAGACGUUCAAUUGUUCAGUUAAAAGUCGAGUGAAACGUAACAAUGAAAACGGCAACUAUAGUAUGACUUUAAUCAUUUAUGUAGAUAAAAACGAUACGUCUAUGAAUAUCACUAUAGUUGGUUAUUCCAUUUAUCCUUCAGCAACAACAACUCCUCCUUCACCAACACCCACUUCUCCUUCGUCACCACCCACUUCUCCUUCACCAACAUCCACACAUGCAACUACGCAUGCGUCCACGGCUGCACCCACAACGCCCGCAGCAAGUUCAAAUGGUACCGGUUGGAUUAUUGCAAUCGUGUUUAUAGUAUUAUUUGCACUCACGCUGAUUGCUGCAGUC
This is a messenger RNA of Anisakis simplex (herring worm), 660 nucleotides long. Lineage: Eukaryota; Metazoa; Nematoda; Chromadorea; Rhabditida; Anisakidae. The record is from the annotation of a GenBank genome assembly.